UACCACCCUCUGCCGCCGGCAAUGGCGCCGGACCUCCCAGUCUGGGCCUACGCCGCCGCCCCGGCGCCGGCCCCCGAGGCGCCGCAAACCCUACCCGUCUUCCACGCCCCGCCUCCGCCGCCGCCGCCGCCUCUCCCCGCGGGGUACCACCUGCUCCCUCCCUUCUCGCUCGCCUUCCAGGUCCCGUCCACCCUCCUCUUCGAAAUGGAUUCCCGCCGGAGCAGCUCCCUCCGCCAGUUCUUGGAGGACGAGGGGGCCGUCCCGACCCCGGAGGAGGACAUGACCAGGGAGCAGGUCAUCCGCAAGCUCAAAGAGAUAGUCAUGGAGUGGGCCAAGGCGGUGGGCUUCGAGCAGAGGGUGCCCCCGAGGCGGGUCACGGCUACGGUCCUCACCUACGGUUCUUACACGCUAGGGGCUCAUGGACCUGAGUCUGACAUCGAUGCGCUCUGUGUCGGUCCAUGUAUUGCAAAUUUGCCGCACCACUUUUUUGUUGUUCUGCGACAAAUUCUUCAGCGCAGGCCGGAAGUGUCAGGACUGCAGACUGUAGAAAAUGCAAAGGUUCCAUUGAUGCGAUUCACAUUCAGCGGGAUUUCAGUUGAUCUGACGUAUGCCCAGCUCCAUGUUAUUGAUGCAGUUCAGGCUAUAAAUUCAUCUAGUCCUCAGUUCCUUCGAAGACUUGAUGCACGGAGCUUGAGGAGUCUAUCUGGAGUUCGCGUUAAUGAGCAAAUUGUGCAGCUAGUACCGAAUGCUGAGACGUUCCAAGUUCUGUUGCGAUGCAUAAAACUAUGGGCUAGGAGGCGAGGACUUCAUUGCCAUCUGCUUGGUUUCUUUGCUGGGAUUCAUUUGGCGAUUCUUGCAGCAUAUGUUUGUCAGAAAUAUCCUAAUGCCUCUGUCAAUGGUUUGUUCACCAUGUUCUUUGAGAUAUUUGCUAACUGGCCUUGGCAAAUUCCAGUAGACCUGCAUGGUCAGCCAUUUAAAUGUAGGCGUCCAGAUGGGUGUUUAAUGCCCAUAGUGAUGCCUUGUACUCCACCGGAGCUCUGUGUGUCUAAUAUGACAGCAGGUACCUUCAGGAAGAUCAGAGAGGAGCUUAUGCGUGGUUAUACUUUGACAAAGGACUUAUGGAGGCAUGAUUUUGAGUGGACAUGCCUUUUUGAACCCUUCCCAUAUGUGCCAACAUAUAAGUAUUUUCUUCGCAUUGCUCUAUGUGCUUCAACUUCUGAAGAACUACAGGAUUGGGCUGGAUGGGUGAAAUCCCGCUUCCGGUACCUUAUUCUGAAGCUGGAAAGUAAUGGCAUUGAGUGUGAUCCUGAUUCGUCACAGGAAAUUGAUCAUACAGUCAUCAAGCCUAACAUUGUAUAUCACUGGGGCCUUAUCUCUCAUACAUUUACUCGCCUUGACAUUAGCUCUCUGAAAGAAGAUUUCAUGAAAAAUGUCAUCAAUGAUGUCUACGGAAACGUGAAAUGUACACAUUCAGAGCUGACAAUGUCCCUUGUUGAGCAAUCAGAGCUGCCAAAAAGUAUGUAUGGUGACUCAUUGUACUCCUGGAACCUGCCGAUGCAUAUGGUGGGCUACCAGGUAGCAACUGACUGUUGGACUGCAGUUGGCUAGGAUAUUGGUGGAUCAUCUGGGACUUGUUCUCUUGCAUCAACUGCAUCUUACAUGAUCACUCGGAAGAUACUCCGGACUGGGGUUUUCUUUUCAGCUCUUCGUUGCCCCUAGCAAAGAGGAUCAGGAGAGUCCAGUGUAUUCUUUUAUGAGCCUGCAUGUACUAGGAUCAUGAAACUGACCUGGUUCUGUUCUGGUGGGGCUGUGCAAGUGCGUAUGUAGUACUUGGUCAGUACAUUGAUAUAGCUUCUCGCAGAAAACAAAGUAUACCAGACUAGCCUAUAGCAGUAGCAUGUCAAAUAUAAGGUUUACAUUGUGCACAGUACCCAAGUGUAAAUUUCUUUUGUGGAGGUGGGGUGGAAAGGUAACUGGGAAGCCAUUGAAGAUUGAAGGUAAUCUCUCUACAGGACCCAGGACGAAGUGUGGGUUUCUUGUUGUGAAUUCUGAUGCCUGCUGGGUGCCAAUCAUCCAGAGGGCAAUGUAUAGUUGAUCUCAUUAGCAUGUGCUGCUACCUGUUGUAAGCAGAGCAUCCCUUGCCACUGAACCAUUCAUUUGUAACUAAUAAUAACUCCCUGGAUACAUAGCAGUACUGAAUAGAUUGUGAAGUUGGAAAAUCA
This is a messenger RNA of Lolium rigidum, 2222 nucleotides long. Its product is annotated as nuclear poly(A) polymerase 3-like. Bases 22 to 1608 code for a protein of 528 amino acids. Gene Ontology annotation, molecular function: RNA binding; poly(A) RNA polymerase activity. Gene Ontology annotation, cellular component: nucleus. The record is from RefSeq and is a predicted model, not a curated record. The transcript is spliced from 10 exons. NCBI's taxonomy places the organism in Eukaryota, Viridiplantae, Streptophyta, Magnoliopsida, Poales, Poaceae.